Messenger RNA from Nannizzia gypsea CBS 118893, 2598 nucleotides. Its product is annotated as transcription regulatory protein SNF5. The transcript has 2 exons. Gene Ontology annotation, biological process: chromatin remodeling; regulation of transcription by RNA polymerase II. Lineage: Eukaryota; Fungi; Ascomycota; Eurotiomycetes; Onygenales; Arthrodermataceae. Gene Ontology annotation, molecular function: transcription coregulator activity. Gene Ontology annotation, cellular component: SWI/SNF complex; nucleus; nuclear chromosome. The record is from RefSeq and is a predicted model, not a curated record. The coding region runs from base 1 to 2598 and encodes 865 amino acids.
AUGCCGUGGCCGGAAGCCGAGGAUGGCAUGGGCCAGCCGGACGGUGCGCUACAGGGCUCGCAUUCACUUUCACACUCUCCUCAGCCUGUAGCUCCCGCCGCAGGUAGCAGUGAGCAGCCCACGGAGUCGCCACAGGACCAGCAGCAAGCUCCGGGCGGACACAACGGAGCAAUACCCGCUGGUAUCUUGGAAGGGAAACAGAAUGCUAGAGCUAUAAUGGGCGCCUCAGAGCUUCCGGAUGGACCUGUUCAGGCUGCCGAGGGGGGAGUGGGAGGAGGGGAAGUAGGAGGAGCAGGAGGAGCUGGGGCAGGAGGAAGUGCUCCUGGUGAUGGAGGAGAUGGAGAUGGAGCCGCUAGACAAGGUGGCGCCAGCUCGUCUUCUCCGCAAGAGACUGCCAUCACAAACGGAAACGGAGUCAGUCGGAAACGGUCUCGUUCCGGCUCUAUCAUACAAUCUACGACUGCUGCGCCUGCUGCUGCUUCUUCGUCUUCUGCAGCGGUAGAGAAUGACGGUCUGCCGCGCGAGACCCCCCUAGACAAGGUCCUUUUGGAAGACUACCUAUACCGAGAAUGGGGCCACUCCGCCCUUGCCGCUACAAGGAACACACACCAGGAAGUACUGCGCCAGAAGCUCCAGGAAAGAGACUACUAUCUCGCCCUCAACCAGGAGAGGCAGGUCAAUCCUGCUGCUGUCUUCGGGCCGGGCUACGAAGGGUACGGUAACACCAGGACAGAUCUCAAGUCGCAACACCCACAACUUCUCUACCCGUCAAAUCGGAGGCGGCCAGGUGGGCGCAAGGCCAAAGAAUUGCGCAUCCCGCGAGAGGACAUGCUCACCCAGUCAGACCAAGAUGAACAUCUCGUUCCUAUCAGACUGGACAUAGAUUGGGAAAAGGUCAAAGUCCGGGAUACCUUUACAUGGAACCUCCACGAUCGCGUCACCCCUGUCGAUGUCUUUGCUGAGAAGCUGGUCGAAGACCUCGGACUUCCGUUGGAGUCUUGUGGCCCGCUCGUACGGCAGAUCACCCAGAGCAUCCAUGAACAGCUGGCAGACUUCUACCCUCAGAUCUUUAUCGAAGACGAACCUCUUGAUCCACACUUGCCAUACUCCGCCUACAAGAACGACGAGCUCCGAGUUCUGAUAAAGCUAAAUAUCACCAUCGGCCAACACACGCUUAUCGACCAGUUCGAAUGGGAACUAAAUGACCCGCAUAACUCGCCGGAAGGGUUUGCCAUCCAGAUGUCCCAGGAUCUGUCCUUGUCAGGAGAGUUCACCACUGCAAUCGCGCAUUCUAUCCGUGAGCAAGUCCAAUUAUUCACCAAGAGUCUCUACGUGGUCUCAUAUCCAUUCGACGGCCGACCUAUCGACGAUCCAGACCUGAGAGAUGCCUUCCAACCGUCCCCUAUCCCAUCUACUUUCCGCCCCUUUAACGUCGCCAAGGACUAUACCCCUUACCUCUACGAACUCAACGAAGCUGAGCUUGACCGGACUGAAGGCUCCAUCUCGCGUGAACAACGAUGGCAGAAGCGAGUUAACAGACGAGGAGGACCUAUCUUGCCUGAACUCAAGGAUCGUCAACGGACCAUUCGGACCAUGAUCGUUUCAUCAGUCAUACCAGGAUGCGCCUCCUCCAUAGAAGAAAGUCGACUCUUCAAACGAUCAGGCACCAGUCGCCGUGGUAGAGCCUCCACCGGCCGCCGUGACGGCCUCGAAGACUCAGAUUCCUCUGAGAGUGAAGAGUCUUCCAUCGGAUCUCCAGCUGUUUCUCGUCUUAACCAGGGAACUGCAAGGACAAGAGGCAUGAGACAGGCAUCUUCUAUAGCCCAGUCAGCCAUACGAGGACAAAUGGGCCGCUCAGCAACGCCCGAGACCGUCGUAUCCCACUCCCACGAAACAAGAACGUCAGCCAGGCGACAGAAUUACAGAGAGGAAAGCUCAGAGGCGCCCGAGAGCCUUAUUGUUAAACUGAAGAUAAACCCGGAUAAGCUACGACGCUGCAUCCGAGACCUCAAGUCGGGAUCACGGCAAUACACGGCGUCUCCCGGUGGACCAUCCACGACUCCCACAGGUAAAUCAAGUGGUCGUGGAUCCAUGGGGCCUCCCCCAUCGCAAGGCCAGCCUGGCUCUGCUACAAAGAAACCUAUCAACCCUCCCCAGUUCCAUGGUGUCAUUGACGCACCCCAUCCACUGCCUCCAGGAACUCAACCGCCCCCUCCUCCUCAAUGGCUCAUCCAAGGCCUUGUAGGUCUUAAAAGACAAUACCCCAACGACUCAUUUGAAGGAACAAUGCGCUACACAGCCGUAGACCCAAACACAAACCUCCCCAUCCCCAACGCAGCCCAAACACACCCCGGCCAGAAACUACCAUACAAAUACUUCCCCCGAAUCCGCUGCAAUGACUGCCCAGGAAAGCUCUACACACCUGGUCCAGCAAUGACAGUCGAGAAUUUCGAGGUCCAUCUUAAAAAUAGAAACCACAAGGAAGCCGUCGCAGCUCGUUUGGCAAGGGAGAAAGGUGGUGGUGCCGCGACACCUGUUCGACGCACACCCAAGCACAGUUCGGGAACUAAAGAAAGUAGCUUGCCGGCCUGGUACUAA